This is a messenger RNA of Acomys russatus (golden spiny mouse), 1873 nucleotides long. Its product is annotated as latent-transforming growth factor beta-binding protein 2-like. The coding region runs from base 62 to 1300 and encodes 412 amino acids. Lineage: Eukaryota; Metazoa; Chordata; Mammalia; Rodentia; Muridae. The transcript has 8 exons. The record is from RefSeq and is a predicted model, not a curated record. Gene Ontology annotation, molecular function: calcium ion binding.
ACAUACAGCUCAGAGUAUCCCAGAGGUCCCAACAGGAGACCAGCAUUCAGGCCUCAUCCGCAUGGAAUGCUACUCUGGGCACAAUGGUGGUCCUCUCUGCUCUCACAUCCUGGGCCACAACACCACGCGAGCUGAGUGCUGCUGUACUCAGGGUGCCAGAUGGGGGAAAGCCUGUGACCUCUGCCCAUCGGAGGACUCAGUUGGAUUCAGUGAGCUCUGCCCCAGUGGUCAAGGCUACAUCCCAGUGGAAGGAGCCUGGACAUUUGGACAGACCAUGUACACAGAUGCCGACGAGUGUGUGCUGUUCGGGCCUGCUCUCUGCCAGAAUGGCCGAUGCCUCAACACAGUGCCUGGCUACAUUUGCCUGUGCAACCCUGGCUACCACUAUGAUGGCUCCAGCAGGAAGUGCCAGGAUCACAAUGAAUGCCAGGACGUGGCCUGUGAGAAUGGCGAGUGUGUAAACACGGACGGCUCCUUCCAUUGCUUCUGCAAUCCCCCCCUCACCCUAGACCUCAGUGGGCAGCGCUGUGUGAACAAUACGAGCAGCACAGCAGAGGACUUCCCUGACCAUGACAUCCACAUGGACAUCUGCUGGAAGAAAGUCACCAAUGAUGUGUGCAGCCAACCCUUGCGUGGGCACCGCACUACCUAUACAGAAUGCUGCUGCCAAGAUGGAGAGGCCUGGAGCCAGCAGUGUGCUCUGUGCCCCCCCAGGAGCUCUGAGGUCUAUGCUCAGCUGUGCAAUGUGGCUCGGAUCGAGGCAGAGCGGGAAGCAGGGAUCCACUUCCGGCCAGGCUAUGAGUAUGGCCCCGGCCCAGAUGAUCUCCCUUACAACCUCUAUGGCCCAGACGGGGCCCCUUUCUACAACUACCUGGGCCCUGAGGACACCGUACCAGAGCCUCCUUUCUCCAACACGGCCAGUCAGCAGGGAGACAACACACCAGUCCUUGAGCCUCCUCUGCAACCCUCUGACCUUCGGCCCCGCUAUGUGGCCAGCCAUUCAGAACCCCCGGCCUCCUUCGAAGGACUUCAGGCUGAGGAAUGUGGCAUCCUGAAUGGCUGUGACAAUGGCCGCUGCGUACGUGUCCGGGAGGGCUACACUUGUGACUGCUUUGAAGGCUUCCAGCUGGAUGCGGCCCACAUGGCCUGUGUGGAUGUGAAUGAAUGUGAAGAUUUGAACGGGCCUGCAGCACUUUGUGCACAUGGUCACUGUGAGAAUACAGAGGGCUCCUAUCGCUGCCACUGUUCCCCAGGUUAUGUGGCAGAGCCAGGUCCCCCACACUGUGCUGCCCAGGAGUAGAAGUGAGAGAACACCAUGGGCAGCUAUCUGGAAAUGGCUUCAGCUAUAGGCUGGGGACUUAAGAUUGCUUCCCUAGCUGGGAAGACUUCAUGGCUGGGAAGAUAACGUGAUGGCAUCAGGCCAGGGCUCUAUAGCCCAGUUCUGCCAGCCUUGCCUACAUUUUUUUUUUUUUUUUUAAUCUUUUCCAGCUUAACUCUGGUGAGCUUCCAUCACUGCCUCUAUGCCAUUGCUUGGCUCAGACACAACAAAUAUUUUAAUGCUUCAGCCACUGGCCAUGGGACGCAGCCCACCAGUCUGUCCUUAGGGCCUCACUGUAGGGUGUUCCUCAGAAGAGCCCUCAGCCACUCCUCUCAGGCUGUGCAAUGCAGGUACCCCUUUCCGGCUAUGAUCCACACCUGAUCCUGAUGAUUCGUGCCUGGGACAGCAGCCACACCUCCCCUGCGAUAGCCCUUUGCAACCUGUGGGUUUGCAAGAGAGGAUUUGGAAAAGGUUGGGGAGUAUUUGCAAUGCCACCUCUCAGAACCACCACCACUACUCAGCCAAGCUGGCAGGAGCUUUUUUCGCCACAUCUCC